Messenger RNA from Guillardia theta CCMP2712, 1743 nucleotides. Its product is annotated as hsp70, chloroplastic. Gene Ontology annotation, cellular component: chloroplast; cytoplasm. Gene Ontology annotation, biological process: cellular response to unfolded protein; protein refolding. The record is from RefSeq and is a predicted model, not a curated record. The transcript has 19 exons. Gene Ontology annotation, molecular function: ATP hydrolysis activity; heat shock protein binding; misfolded protein binding. NCBI's taxonomy places the organism in Eukaryota, Cryptophyceae, Pyrenomonadales, Geminigeraceae. The coding region runs from base 1 to 1743 and encodes 580 amino acids.
AUGGCUCAAAGGUUCGUGAGUCCUCUCAUCUUGCUGGCUACGGCAUUCUCCUGCAUCCAAGUCGCCAGCUCAUUCAGUCCUCUGCGGGGAUACGUGCAGCAGUCCAGGACCAGAGCUGUGCUACCGCAUUCCCCUCUUCUCCGCCAUGGGUCGCAUCGAGUUGCUGUGCGGCCCUCAGGGGGGGAGGCGAGGAUGCUGACGCGGCUGAGGAUGCAAGGGGAAGGAAGAUCUGUUGGGAUAGAUCUGGGAACAACCAACUCCGCAGUUUCUGCUGUUGUUGACGGCCGACCAGUCAUCAUCCCGAACAAGUUUGGCAAACCCACGACCCCAUCAGUAGUCGCGUUCCGGUCGAAAGGCUCAGGCUCUGACGAGGUGGAUAUUCUCGUGGGGGCGGAAGCUCUGCAGGUGGGAGAAGGAGAAAAUUUCAAGUUGUUCUCGUCUAUCAAGAGGAUCAUCGGGAGGUCCAAGAAAGAUGCCCUGACUGCAGCCGCCGACCCAGCAGUAGCUGACACUUUCAUCGAAGCCGAAGAUGGCUCCGUCCUCCUGCCCUGUGCUGUCCUUGGCAGGAACAUCGACCCUGCCGAGUUCUUCAUGCCAGUUCUCGGAGAGAAGGUCACCCGCGCUGUUAUCACCGUCCCCGCAUACUUCAACGACAGGCAGAGGGAGGCGACGGAGGCAGCGGGGCUGCUUGCCGGGCUAGAGAAGGUGAAGAUCCUGAGAGAGCCGGAAGCCGCGGCCCUCGCGUACGGUCUCGAGAAAAGGGAGGACGAGCUCAUCUUGGUGUUUGACCUCGGAGGAGGGACGUUUGACGUUUCUGUGCUGGAAGUGGGAGGGGGCAUCAUAGAGGUAAUAUGGACGGGCGGAGAUUCGUUCCUGGGAGGAGACGAUUUUGACAAAGAGAUCGCGAGCUCUGUGCUCAAGGCCUUCUCUGAGCAGUGCGAGGAGGAAGGUACUCAGUGCCCCUCCCUGGACGUGGUGAAGAAGGACGACAAAACCAAGUUAUCUACAGCUAGAGUCUCAACUGUUGAGAUCUCAGACUUCAUCGAAGGGAAAGACCUGAAAGUCAACAUCACCUCCAAGAUGAUUGAAAGCAUGUGCAAGCCUCUCUUUGACAGGCUCGCCGUUCCCGUUCGUCAGGUGGCGCUCAUGUCCGGCAUCGAACUGCAGGGGGAGCUCAUGGACUGGAACAACGCUGCUAAAGAUGUAACAGAGACAGUUACGGCACAAGUGGGAUCAGAUCCGCUCGACUAUAAGGCACUAAAAAAGCAGCAAUCGCAAGACAGAAAGAACGCCAAGCUGAUCAAGAAGCAGAAGGCUGAGGUCCAGAAAGUCCAGAAGAGGGUUGGUGGCAUCAGGUUGCGGAAGUUUCCUGCCGGCAGGAGGCUCAGCGAGGUCAUCCUAGUCGGAGGAGGAACCAAGAUGCCUUCAGUCACCAACCUCAUCCGAACCAUGACCGGCCUGACGGCCAAGAAGACCAUCGAUCCUGACGAGGCCGUCUCCCUCGGCGCUGCCAUACAGGCCGGUAUGAUGGACGGGCUGAUCCAGGGGUUUGAAGUGCUCUCCCCGCUCCAGGCGGCCCUCCUCAGAGGCUUCGCAAGGAAGAGGAUGCAGGAGGAACAAGGCACUUACAAGCCCCUCACGGGAGAUCCCGAGGACCCUCCAGAGGACGAGGACUGGGAGGACGAUGAGUGGCUGGAGGACGAGGAGAUUGCUGACUUUGACGAAACCGAGGACCAAGCCUGA